CCAAACAAAACAAUCUCCAGUUCGCGAAAUUUCUUUUUUUAAUUUUAUUUAUAUUUUAAUAAAAAUGCAAAUUAUUCAAUUCUCCUCUCUGACUGCUCCUUAACCUGUAAGCCUCUUCUUUGCUAAUGCAUGAGCUCUCUCUCUUAUAUCUUAUGUAAGCUCAGAUGGAGACACGUCUGUAAACUCUCCUUCUAAAGCCGUCUAUCUCGCUAUCUUUCUUUCAUUUUUAGUUUUCUUAGUCUUUCUCAAUGGCGAUAUCAGAGUCAUCGCCACAGAGCAUGGCCACCGCAGUCGCCACAACCACCAGCACCGCUCACGCCGAUUCAGAUCUCAACUGCUAUCGUCGAAGAAAAUCCGCCUCCACCACAACUAUGGCCGUGUCUGAUUCCAUUUCCGACUCUGCCGCACCCGAGGCCAGUAACGCCGCAACUGAGGAUCAUCUGGCGGGAAACAACACCGAGCACCGCAGGGAUCGGGUCGCCUCUUUAGAUGGCGCCACGGAGUCCGCCAAUUUGAUUGGCGGUGUUGGAAAUGAAAUUCUCAGAAACGGAGAGGAUCGGGAAGGAGGAGGAUCGGAUAUAAAAUUCACGUAUAGGCCUUCUGUUCCGGCUCAUCGAAGAGUCAAGGAAAGUCCUCUUAGUUCUGAUGCAAUCUUCAAACAGAGUCAUGCGGGCCUCUUCAACCUCUGUAUAGUGGUGCUCGUUGCUGUAAAUAGCAGGCUCAUAAUCGAGAAUCUGAUGAAGUAUGGUUGGUUGAUCAACACAGGUUUCUGGUUUAGCUCACAUUCAUUGAGAGAUUGGCCACUUCUAAUGUGUUGUCUUACUCUCCCAGUUUUCCCACUUGCUGCUUUCAUCGUUGAGAAGCUCAUGCAACAAAAGUAUAUAUCUGAACCUGUUGUAGUUUUUCUUCACAUAAUCAUUACUACGGCUGCAGUUGUGUAUCCAGUUGUUGUGAUUCUGGGGUUAGUUUUGUUCUUUCUCUUGCAGUUUCAUCCUAAGGUUAUACUCGCAGUUGGUAUUUGUUUGUCUAUUUUCAGGCUACUGACCAGCAUUUGGAAAAUUUUUCAGUCUUCCAACUUACUGGAGUUAGAUGUUUAUAGUAAAACCUAUAUUAGAAUCAUGCUGAGUGAUCAGAAAGAUGCUAAGUUCAAAGAAUGCUCCAAUUGUCACGUGUGUUAUUGUCAGAAACCUUACUCAUGGUUCUGAUUUAGUGAAGAAGAACAGAGGGAAGGUAGAGGAAGAGACGAGAGAGAGAGAGA
This is a messenger RNA of Carica papaya (papaya), 1258 nucleotides long. The record is from RefSeq and is a predicted model, not a curated record. Lineage: Eukaryota; Viridiplantae; Streptophyta; Magnoliopsida; Brassicales; Caricaceae.